AUGCACCCUAACUUCGAUGAGUUGCUAGAUGACGCCAAAAAGCCACUCUAUCCAAAUUGUUCUAAGUUCUCAAAGCUAUCAUUCAUAGUCAAGUUGCUUCAUAUAAAGAUUGUUGGUGGUUGGACUGUGAAGUCGUUUGACAUGGUUAUCAAGCUUUUGCAAGCAGCAUUUCCUCAAGCACAUUUCCCUGCCUCAUAUAACGAGGCUCGCCAAUUACAACGUGGGUUGGGCUUUAGUUACAAAAAGAUACAUGUAUGUCCAAAUGAUUGUGCCUUAUUUUGGAAAGAUAAUGCUGAGAAGGAUGAGUGCCCUAAAUGUAAUGCAUCUAGGUGGGCCUCAAGCAAACCUAACCAAAAUAGGAUACCCAAAAAAGUCCUCCGAUAUUUUCCUUUGAAUCCGCAGUUGCAAAGGUUGUUUGUGUCAAAGAAGACUGCCCAAGUCAUGAGAUGGCAUAAAACCGAGCAUGUUGAUGAUUCCACCUACAUGAGACAUCCGGCAGAUUCACAUGUAUGGAAAGACUUUGAUAGGAAGCAUGCCUCAUUUGCUGAAGAUCCUCGUAGUGUCAGACUUGGCUUAGUGAGUGAUGGGUUCAAUCCAUUCAAUAACAUGAGCAAGCCGUACAGUAUUUGGCUAGUGCUACUUGUUCCUUACAACUUGCCUCCUUGGUUAUGCAUGAAGGAUCCGUACUUGAUGCUGUCGUUGUUAAUCCCUGGACCAAAGGCACCAGGAAAUGAUAUUGACGUGUUCAUGCGUCCACUAAUAGAUGAGUUGAUAGAAUUAUGGGAAGAGGGAGUUCCCACGUAUGAUGCAUACAAAAGAGAAAUGUUUGUAUUGAGGGCGGCAAUUCUCUGGACUAUUAAUGACUUUCCAGCAUAUGCUAAUCUUUCCGGCUGGAGCACAAAGGGUAAGAUGGCCUGCCCUACUUGUAAUGCAGAAACAGAUUCAUUGUGGUUGGUGCAUGGCCGAAAACACUGUUAUAUGGGCCAUCGUCGUUGGUUGGAUGUAGAUCACAGUUGGAGACGGAAAAAAAAUGUUUUUAAUGGUAAGGAGGAAAACCGUAUCCAACCUAAAAUGAUCUCUGGACAGGCUUUAUUGGAACAAUUAAAUGAGGUCUCAAAUGUGCAGUUUGGUAAAUCAACGUCAAAGAAGAGGAAACGUAUGCCUAAUGAACUUAAUUGGACAAAAAGAAGUAUCUUCUUUGAGCUUCCUUAUUGGUUAGACUUGGGAUUAAGACAUAACUUGGACGUCAUGCACAUUGAGAAAAACAUUUGUGAUAAUGUGUUGGGAACUUUGAUGGAUAUUGACGGCAAAAGUAAGGACACUGCCAAUGCGCGUAGGGAUUUGGAAGAUCUUGGACUAAGGAAAUAA
Molecule: messenger RNA, 1368 nt
Organism: Carya illinoinensis
Lineage: Eukaryota; Viridiplantae; Streptophyta; Magnoliopsida; Fagales; Juglandaceae
Exons: 1
Coding region: 1-1368 (455 amino acids)
Source: RefSeq, a predicted model, not a curated record